CAUUACUGGAAGAUUAGAAGAGUGUCCUGUUAUGACCAGUUUCAUGCGGAAAUUUCAGCUUAGUCAUUUCCAUCACCUGCAGACUGACAUUUCUGUGAGUCACUCAAACUUUCAUUUGAAGGUUUGUUCACAGGUAAGCAGCUGAUCUCAGUGUUCCGAGGCUCCGCCCAAACCGUCUAUUACCCACACCUACAUGUCGUAUUUAUCAUAUUUCUUAUGUUAUCCAAACAUAUCAUCUGAACAUUGUAUAGUCCCAGUGGGCGGACGCGAUGACGCACGCGCUCGAACCUGUGCUCAUCCUGUAAAGUGCGAAGAUGGGCAGUGUUUAUUAACAUGUAGUGUGCGGAAUGUGGUUUUGGAUGCAGCCCAAAAGCCCUCGAGGUUUCUAAGUGUGUGUGCAUGUGUGUUAGAGGGGGAGAAAUCUCUAAAACUCCAGGACGCACGCUUCCCAAUCUGUACACACACACACACACACACACACACACACACACACACACACACACACACACACACACACACACGAACGGAACGCACGCACGAAAGGAACGCGCGCACGCACGGGUGCGUACGCUUCUUUUCCGGCCCGAUUUCGGGUCACUGAUGUUUACACGUGCAAGUGGAAUCAUGUCUGCAUGUCGCUUUCGGAGGAAACGGAGAAAAUAGAAGAUCCACCGAGUUUUGUUGGAAGUCUCAUGGUCCACAUGAAGGAGGUUAAGAUCGGAGGGUUCGCAUGUGUGUUGGUGUUGUUAUUUUCUGGGCUUGUCACCUGCUCUGGUGCGUUUGCAAGCCCUUUGACUGACGAUGUGGCCACAUUAGACACUCUGAGAGAAAACAUUCCCAAGGAUUACAAAAUUCGUGUUCGAUACAUUUCCAAAGACGCGGGAGGGACGUGCUGGGUCCACCUGAACCUGUAUCCAGUAGAGAGCAGUUUGAAAAACUUAGCCCUGAAGUUUGGUAACCUUUCAGCCAACAGAGAAAAUAUUACAAUCUUCAUCACCAUGCUGCAGGGACUUCGCUUCACCAUCGAUAACGAGGAGCUGGAGUCAACAAUGCAGGCCUUCAGGUGUCAUUAUCGAAGUGCACGAUGGUCCACCAGACGUUAUUUUGACCACAUCAAAGAGGUUCUUGUAACGUUUGCCUCAACACCCCGCCAGUUUCACUGUACUCCUCCUCCAUGUCCCACCCCUACUGCACCUCCACUUACCGCAGAUCGGCGUGUGAUUGACAGAGCGAUCCCGGGUGUUCUAGCGCUGAUUAUCAUUCCCUCUCUUGCUGCACUUGCACUCAUUAUAAGAACAGUGCUUCGUCGAAGAAUGUGCUGUGCACAACGGGGACAACGGGGAUGUGGAGAGACAAGUGACACAGAGCCACAAAGUGACCCUGAAGCCGGUGUAGAAGUGUCACCCAACAACAGUGACUCAUCUGCCUUAAAUAACCAAUACAGGUACGAAGGCUUCUUUUUAGACCACCACAGUAUAACACUACAAAUGUUGCUGCUUUAAGUAACAACAAACCAAGCGUUUGUUUUUGUUUUGUAAACAAGAGAUGACACAAAAAAAACGCCUCACUUUGUUCGUGUUACCUUCCCUUCAGGGCGCAGCUGGCGCUCGAGGACACAGGAGUCUAACCCGCCGCACCUAAAGUAUUUGAAGGCAUUCUUUGGAUAUAUGAAGUACAUAAAGAAGGGCGUUGAACACAGUCCCAGGAUCGACUGCUCUUACCAAGCCUCUUUUUUGGCUGUAAAGUUGUACACUAAACAGUUAGCCAUGUGUUUGAUGAAUAUCCAACAAUGACCUCACUCGCAAGAAUCCCAAACUCUUCCGCCCCCAGCGUUGGACUCUCCAGCUGCCUAAUAGAUAGUAAAUCAAUGUGCCUCUGCUGGAUUGCACAAACAAGAAGGCAUGCUUGAAAACAGUCUGGUGGAACGCUUUGGUGAUUUAGUGGUUUGGCCGGAACAGGAAGCACAGCUCUUUUGAAGAAGUGGUCACGGCAGAGGCGCAACCGCUGCGAUGCCUGCGGCAGGUCCGUUUCUUUGAGGCUAACUGCUGGUGCUGCAGGCCUUAUUUUGGAGGACAAAUGGCUUUUUUGUGUUGCAUUGCAGAGGCUUCAUCCAUGUUGCGGCAUGGCACUGCAGCAGAACAGUGAGCGUUCUUGUCCUGGCGGUAUGCACGGUCCGGAGCACUGGAUGGCGGAUGAAAGAUCCGUCGCAGAUUACAACUCAUUCAUGAGCAUUUUAGGAUUUCUUUGCGGACAGGGCAGAGUGUCACCAAACGUGGGUGUGAGAGGUACAGUGGUGGUGACGGUUGCAUUGUUUAUUACAGGCGUGUGUUUGUUUGUGUGGGAAGCGUGGUAAGAGGCAACACACUCUUGUUAGUAAAGUCAAGGUCAUCUUGCAUGCGGGUUGUAAUUGUUUCUGGUGGUCAUACUGAAAUGCAACAAUUGUAUGAGCUGGCCCACUCCAAAAGUACGUCCUUUACAAAGCAAAAAAAAAGCCGGCCCACUCUUACCACUUCAUCUGCCGCUAAAAUUCCUGCGGUAUGGCGGUGAUCCAAACACGUCCAAAUCUGAUGGCCAGAAUACAGCGACACCUCCACUGUGAUUAGACUGUAUGCUUACAGCUGGACCACUUUUGGCCCAAAAUACAAAUAAUACAUUUAAAGCAUUAGCCAAAUUUGAGGAAUUUUGUCAUUUUCCCUGAAAACAUAUUGGCUGCUUACCAUUGGUCAGGUUUUUGUCCACAAUCCAUUCACUCCUUAACAAAACACUUGGUUUGGUACUGUAGCUCCACAAAUUGGCUUUACACUGUAUUAUAUUUGGCUUUUUUUCUUUUUUUUUGUCACUGGUCAUGAAUUGAUGAUCAGUGCUCACUGAAUUCUGAGGCAUAUUUAAUGUCGUCAUGACAUUAUCCCAAAUAUUUUCCUAAGUGCUGCUACGAUACUUAUAAAAAAAGCCAGCAAUUUUGAGAACGGCACAGAAUUACACUAAACUGACAAGACAAAAUGUAAAGAAACCACACUAACAGACUGAAACGAAUCUCCGUAUUACCUCAAGCUCCCGUUGAAGAAUGUUUCUGUACCGGCUUUCUGCACAAGCCCAGAUCGAUGAUGUACAGUAAGCAUCGACGUGAGCUCGUGUAGUAAUUUCCUUUAGAAGGGAACUUCAUUUUCGUAUUUGUACGAAUUUGCAUUGGGAUCAUUUAAUACAGCGUGACAAGUAAUCAUUUUAAAAGACGGAAAAACAAUUCCAGACUCGGCUACUAAUAAACACACUUAUCUCUAAAGCAGGAGGAGAAAGAGCUGACUGUAUUCCUGACAAUAAGCAGAGAGUCAAAGUGCAUGAGAAUCGGGGCCACAUGAUGUAUCUGAGUCACAUCCCAUAAUUCGAUUCUUACUUCGUGUGUCUGUUUCGCUCGGCUUCUGAAGAUGGGUUUAUCCGUACAGCAGCUGUCCCGGAUUACAGCGUACAGUAGACGAUGUACUGUAGCGGAUAACAGAAUUUUCUACUGAAAAUGUAUCGUAGCAAAGAUUGAUAAAGUGUACACUGUUGACAAAGCCAUAUUAAACAUCCAGCAUCCUUCUAAAUAUUGUGCUGAGCAAUUUUCCUCCUGACUCACAGUUUGAGUGCCAGUAUUAGACAGGGCAAUUUGCUGCCCAUUCAGGUUUAGGUGGAGGAAGUCUGAAGCUCUUUUGUCCUCCAGAACUCAUCAACUCUCUCUCUCUUAAAUUAACAAUGCCACUGCUGUCCAGUAUUGUCAUAAAGCGUGACCUCCGGCUCGCGAUAUAUGAGGUCAGUAAUGGCAGACUGGCUAUCAUCAACCGCGGAGGGGCUUUAACAAAGACGUCUCUCAUGAGCACACAGACACACCGCUUUUUAUGGUGUUAUUAGUCAUACUCUGGUCUAAGCCCACUCUCUGAACACCAACUCAGAUCUGAACAGCACAUCUACACAACAGACACAUACACAUAUAGCCUGGGCACUCACAAUCCAGACACCGCUGAUCAACACCAUAUGAUUCCAGCAUCACUUCCUGAGUCAGACUGGAGCACCGAAUGGGGGAAUAUAACUCUGUGACUCACAAAAGUGUCUGUUUGAUGUCACAACAAGAUCCAAAUAUCAUGCCAAAGUUGCCAUUGAGCCAAAGGGUACGUGGCAUGUGAUGUUUUUUUUCUUUUCUUUUUUUUUAUAAAUUAUUUAUUGGUUACUAUGACAGAAGUGGAUCUUAUGAGUCAUGUGUAUCAUUUUCCAACGUUAACUCUAUAAACAGUAUUUAUUUUCUUUCCAACUUACUUGAUCGGUAAAACUUGCCAGUGUUUAUCCUGCUGAUAUACAUAUAAAUAAUUUUUUUUUUCAUUUUACAUCACACUCAUAACUGUCUAGUCUAUAGAGCUGGAUUCAAUCAUCAGUAAGCAGUAAGCUAACCAUUGAGCUAACGGAAAAUGGACCCGAAUUUAGUUUUUCUAUCCCACUAAUUCAUCUUCAUAUCCUUAACAAUAUCCUGUCAAUAAGCAAAUGCUGUUAUAAUGUUAUGUUACAAAUGUUUAUCAAAUGGUUAUACAGUAUUAUAAAUAAAAUAUCGUGUUUAAAAAAA
Messenger RNA from Tachysurus fulvidraco (yellow catfish), 4588 nucleotides. RefSeq names its product kit ligand b (gene kitlgb). Gene Ontology annotation, cellular component: plasma membrane. NCBI's taxonomy places the organism in Eukaryota, Metazoa, Chordata, Actinopteri, Siluriformes, Bagridae. Gene Ontology annotation, molecular function: cytokine activity; stem cell factor receptor binding. The transcript is spliced from 7 exons. The coding region runs from base 633 to 1502 and encodes 289 amino acids. The record is from RefSeq and is a predicted model, not a curated record. Gene Ontology annotation, biological process: positive regulation of cell population proliferation; cell adhesion.